Molecule: messenger RNA, 3123 nt
Organism: Pipistrellus kuhlii (Kuhl's pipistrelle)
Lineage: Eukaryota; Metazoa; Chordata; Mammalia; Chiroptera; Vespertilionidae
Gene: HOXC12
Product: homeobox C12
Exons: 2
Coding region: 24-869 (281 amino acids)
Biological process (GO): regulation of DNA-templated transcription
Molecular function (GO): sequence-specific double-stranded DNA binding; DNA-binding transcription factor activity, RNA polymerase II-specific
Source: RefSeq, a predicted model, not a curated record
GCCGCCGGUCGGGCCCCGCGGAAAUGGGAGAGCAUAAUCUCCUGAAUCCCGGGUUUGUGGGGCCGCUGGUGAACAUCCACACGGGAGACACCUUCUACUUCCCCAAUUUCCGCGCGUCCGGCGCGCAGCUGCCCGGGCUGCCUUCGCUGUCCUACCCGCGCCGCGACAACGUGUGCUCGCUGCCCUGGCCGUCGGCGGAGCCGUGCAAUGGCUACCCGCAGCCCUACCUCGGCAGCCCCGUGUCGCUCAACCCGCCCUUCGGCCGCACGUGCGAGCUGGCGCGCGUUGAGGACAGCAAGGGCUACUACCGCGAGCCGUGCGCCGAGGGCGGCGGCCUGAAGCGGGAGGAGCGCGGGCGCGACCCGGGCCCGGGCGUGGGACCCGGGGCCGCGCUCCUGCCGCUGGAGCCGGCGGGGCCGCCCGCGCUCGGGUUCAAGUACGACUACGCGGCCGGCGGUGGCGGCGGCGGCGACGGCGGUGCCGGACCCCCGCACGACCCGCCCUCGUGCCAGUCCCUGGAAUCCGACUCCAGCUCGUCCCUGCUCAACGAGGGCAACAAGGGCGCCGGCGCGGGCGACCCCGGCGGCUUGGUGUCACCCCUAAACCCCGGCGGCGGGCUCGCGGCCAGCGGCACGCCCUGGUACCCGAUCCACAGCCGCUCGCGGAAGAAGCGCAAGCCCUACUCGAAGCUGCAGCUGGCGGAGCUGGAGGGCGAGUUUCUCGUGAACGAGUUCAUCACGCGGCAGCGCCGGAGGGAACUCUCAGACCGCUUGAAUCUUAGUGACCAGCAGGUCAAGAUCUGGUUUCAGAACCGGAGGAUGAAAAAGAAGAGACUUCUGUUGAGGGAGCAAGCUCUCUCUUUCUUUUAGGGGGGCCAAGACAAGGGAGCCAGCCCCAGACUGAGCCCGUCUCUGGCGGAGAGCAAGAGGGGGCGCUGCCUGGGACACAGGCUCCCCGCUUAGAAGGCCAGAAGUCUCUGGCAGGCCCUCUCUGGACGUCCUCUUGUCUGUUUUCUUCGUGUUCCCCUCUCACACACCCCCAGCAGGUCCUGCCAGGCCCCAGAGAGAAGGGAAGAGCCCGGCCAGGGAGACAGAAAGCCACAGCUCAGGCCAGGGACAGACAGGGCAAGCGGAGGCAUCGGGGAAGGGUUGGUUUGAGGCAGCCUGAGGCUGAGGACCCUGCUCCCACCACUUUCCCUCUGUGAUCUUGUCCGCCUGCAGGAGUGAGCGAGGGUAGGGACAGUGGAACAGUCUCCCAGAACUCGCUGUUGGGAUUAGGAGCCGCUGACAGGAGGGAGCAAGAGUAGAGGUCGUUAGAGAGAGUAGAGGGGGACAGGGCGGCUCUGGGAGGGCAGGAGGAAGUGGGGAGAUCCAGGAGGAAGUGCGGUUUGGAAGGACAGAAUGGUCAGCAAUACCCAUGUCCAGGGUGUCUGGGUCCUCCAGGCCUGGACAGCAGCGCAGGCAGAAGCAUGAACGGUUGGCAGACCUGGCUGCAGACAGGAGAUCACAACCUUAUGUCCUCUCUAGGGCAGGCUGUCUGAGCGUCUCCCGGUCCCCAGCCCUCUCCCAAGCCUGCCAGCCUGUUCGCUCACGGGUGUGCUGCCAUCCUCUCUUCCUGCCCCCUCGGUGGCUGCAGACCAGAACCACAAGCCAGGAACUGAGGGCUAAGCAGACGCAGCCUCAGAUUCCAUAGUCACUCUAGGGGCCCCCACCUGGCCCUCCGGGGGAACCCACGAGGCUGUGAAAGGGGCUUGGAGCACGGCUUUGAUUGGCGGGUGGAAGAAUUUCUGGCUGCCACCGCUAAUUCCUCCUUUCCCGCUGGCGUUCAUGGUCACGGCCGGCUAGAGGCUGGACUGGCAUAAUUUAUGAGGCAGGAGGAGAAUCCGCCCCUAGAGGGGCUACUGGCUGUAGUGGCCCAGCUCAGCCCAGGUUUCCCAGGCUGGUGACAAUGAAGGAGGAGGCACUGCAGCCCCCCACCCAACUAGUUUCUGUCUCCCACUCCACCCUCUCCCCAACUUGGCCCUUUGUCUCAGGACCCAUGGCCUGGUAUACAGGGACCAGGGCAGAGGGAGGAGCACAUCUCCAGAACCUGUUGGAGGUCAGAGAGUGGCUUCUCCAGCGGAGGGCCUUCUAUUCACAGCCCCUAUCAGGCCCAGCCCACCCCCAGCCCUGGCCCCAGGCCCAGCCCCAGAGAUGCUAGCCUGGCUUAGGAGACAGAAGCAGUGAAGGAACUUGCCUGCCUUUCCAUAUUCCAUUUCCCUCUGAGUAAGAGUCCCCCAUCCUCCCAUCUGCUGCCCUACCCUUGCCAGGAGCAAGGGACUGACGGGAGUUCAACUCAGCUUGGGAAGAGUGGAACUGGCCUGCUCGCUGGGAGUUCUUCCUGCCUGGGGAGCGUCUCUCCUAAUACACCCUCCAAAGGCAAUCCACAGAGUGUCCCCCUCCCAUUCUCCCACCAGCACACAGCUCUAUACAGGACCCUGCGGAGGCAAACUCAUAGGGACAGCUGAGCCCAGCACACCGGUGGGCGCAACCCACUCUCCUGACUGUACUUGCAAGCAGGCAGCCUCAUGUCCCCAGAUAAAACCCUGUAGAGUGGCCAUAUAAUCACAUGCUCCCAUCCUCCGCUGGGCACCUGACACACUUUCCCAGCCACAUGAACUUGUUCCCCUUAUAUGUGAGUUUGCAGCUGUCUGCUGCUGCUGGGUCUGAGGCACUCUCCCCUUUGCCUGGUCACCCAUGUACCUCUUCGUGCAGCCCCUCCUGUGACCUCAAGGGCCCUGGGGUGCUGGAAUCCAUCUGCAUCACCCCAGCCUGACUCCCACUGCCCAAUACAGAAGAGAGACCAGAAGACUCUCAAAGGGUGGAAGGAGAAAGAUAUGCAAUAUUCUCUUCCUGUCGCUUUAAAAUUGACUUCUGUGAACUCUGUCAAUCUGUGUCCUGUUCUCUGUGUCUGUUGAUAGUACCUUGUGCAGUCCCUGUGGGUAGACAACCUCUCUUCUCUCCCUCCCCAGCUCUCUGUAGUGCGCCCUCCUAUUCAAACAGCUGUCUUUAGCACGUUUUCCCCUUUAUAUAGUCCUUGUACAGAGUUUCUUCAUCAUAUUAAUAUUAAUAAUACUAAUUAAAA